This is a messenger RNA of Neomonachus schauinslandi (Hawaiian monk seal), 3719 nucleotides long. It is a transcript of the gene KLHDC7B, whose product is annotated as kelch domain containing 7B. Gene Ontology annotation, molecular function: protein binding. The transcript has a single exon. The record is from RefSeq and is a predicted model, not a curated record. The coding region runs from base 1 to 3591 and encodes 1196 amino acids. Lineage: Eukaryota; Metazoa; Chordata; Mammalia; Carnivora; Phocidae.
AUGAUCCAGGGUGCCUCGGGGCCCGGUGGCCUCAGCUGGGGCUGGGGCGGGCAGGAUGACUGGGACGGCGCUGUCCUGACCCUGCUGGCGCUGGCUGCGGUGGCCGCCUCGGCACUGGCCUUGCACUGGUUUGGCUCUGGGCAGGACCAGGAGGCAGCAGCACCCGCAUCCACAGCCCCUGGGGCCCAGCCUUCACAGGCAGGAGGAGCCAGGCCCGCCCUGCCCCUGAAGUCCAAGGUCAGUGGUGGUGUUGAGGGAAGCAGCCCAGGGCAGGGGAAGCCAGACCCUCCGGAACGUGGCCAGGGGAGUCCGGCUGCAGCAGGGGCCCAGGAUCCGAAGCUCCGGGGAGGUGGCCGUCUGGCUGCCACAGCUCUACCUCCACUCAAGACACCUGGUGAGGUGACCACUGGAGGGGCCUUGGGACAGCAGCAAGGUAAUGCCAAGCCAGAAGCCCCCCGAGGCAAAAGAAGGGAGCCUCUCGGGCCAGGUACUGCCCUCGUGGGUAGAAGCAAAGUGGGGGGGACGUCUGGCCCCCUCCUGAUACACUUCACCCCUCGGAGUCCUGGCAGACAGAUGGAAGGACAAGUGGAGGCAGGAGGCGUCCAAGUCAAGGUGCCAACUCACCAGGGCCUGGUCCACACCACAGAACAGGACACCAGUCCCUGGCAACGAGGUGUAGGGUCACCUGGCUCACUAGAGAGAGGCCCCAGCAGCCGGCGGUGGCAGGUGGACCACAGCUCAGGAGAUAGAAACCGCCACUUCCCGAGGUUGGACUCCCUGCGCCUGGGAGCUGUGGUGAGCGUGUGGGAUGCUGUGGAUGCAGGCAGCAGCCUCUCCACAGGCUCUCAGAGGCCCCCUGUUCCCCAGGAGCCACCUCCAUCACACACCACGCAGACUGGGCCCUUGGCUGAGGGCACAGAGAAGGGGUGCAGGGAGAGCAGCCUCCAACCAGCCCCAGUCCUAGCUCUGGAAAGCAGGGAGCCUGGGUCCCAGGCUCCCAGGGAGGCUCAGGGAUCUCCAGCCUCCGUGGAAGGCUGGCCCUGGGAGAGGAGGGAUUUUCUUGUCACCAGGAGCUUCAGCCAGGCCCCAGGCUCCAUGGGCCCAUGGCCAGAGGGGUCGCAGUGUGGACACCCACUCUUGUCUCAAGGGCGGGGGACCACAGACGCCAACGACGCAGUAAAGGCUGGGGCUAAUGGCUCUGGAGAUGGCUCUUUCUUCAGCUCAGGGCCCGGUGGGACAGAGGAGCAAGCGGGCCACGGCGUCAGAGAAGGGAGAGAAUCCCAGCAAGGCCAGGGGGAGCAGAGCAGUGAGCAGGAGGGAGACCUUCAGGACAGAGGAAAGCCCUCUACAGACACCGUCCAGGGAGCCCCCUCCUUGAGUCCCUUAGGCACACCCUCUCCACGCUUCCCUAAGCCCCUUCCACCCUUGGCUUCCCCUCUGACAGUACGUCCCCAAGGAGGUCUCUUACCUGUAGGCCCAACCUCCUCACCUUCAGACUCUUUGUCCCUCAGAGUUAGCCAGGGUCCUGUGGAGGAUGAAACUCACAGGCCAGUGCAAGCCCCAGCUGCAGCCCCAGCCCCAGCCCCGUCCGCUGCCCUAGCCUCAACCCCAGCCCCAGCCCCAGCCCUAGUGUCAGCCCCAGCGCCAUCCUCAGCUGCAGCCCCAGCCCUGUCCCCUGCCCCCAGUAGUGGGUCAAGGCCUACGGCACAGGACCACAGUGUGGCUCUCCGCAAGGACAAGCAGGAGGGGCAAAUCUCAACCAGCUGGGAAAAUCUUAUUUCCAUGGUUCUUAGGAGUCACCCUUUCCCCAGGCAAGAGAGACCCCAAGGGAGAGCCCCAAGGGCAGCUCCCGAGAGCCCUAGAGAUCCCAGCACUGGUGCACCCUCUGAGAACAGAGAGUCUGCUUCUGCCCCUGAAGGGGCCGCCCCCAGCCUGGAGGUCAGGAAUGGCUCCUCAGGGGCAGACACAGAGGCUGGACGUCGGCAACAGCAGAGCCACUUGGAGACCAAGGAGGCUCCCAUCCCAGAGCCUCCCUCAGGUCCGAGAGGAGAUGCAGUCGAGGAGAAGCGUGCAGAAGACCCUCUGUUGCCGGGAGCUGCAAUGCCCGGGGCCCCAUCACCGCGCCCUGAGCGGAGGCAGCCAGGCCCCCAACCCUCCCCCACUGGGAGGGGCGCCUCACAGCCGGUUCCGCCGCCGCGGAAACGCGGCGCGUGUCAAAGAGCAGAGAGCUCCGAGCGCGGUGUCCGCCAGGGGGCGUCCGCGAGGCGCCGGGGAGAGGCUCCAGGGGAGAAGCCCCGCCCUGCAGGCCGCGGGAUAGUCGUCCCGGGAAAGCAGAAGGAGGCCCGCAAGCUCAUGGUGCUUCUGCAGAGGCCGGGGCGCUGGGGGGAGGGGGAGGGGCCCUGGAAGCCCAGCCCCCUAGCCCGCGAGCCGGCUUCGGCAGCAGCUCUACCACAACGCCCGGACCUGGGCAACUGCCUGGACGUCCUGGCCUUCGCCCAGCGGCACGCGGAGCCCGGCCUGCUGCGGGAGACAUACGCCUUGAUGAGCGACAAUCUGCUGCACGUGCUGGGAGACCCGCACCUCUACCGGCAGCUGAGCGGGGCGGACCGGGAGCGCAUCCUGAGCCUUCGGACUGGCCGGGGCCAGGCGGUGCUGGGGGUCCUUGUGCUGCCCAGCCUCUACCGGGUGAGCCGCUCAGGGCUCACCAGGGGCCCUUGUGGGGAGGAGGCUCCUACUCCGGGGCCUGCACCCCUGCCUCCGCGCACGCACCUGCACGUGUUCAACCCCCGAGAAAACACCUGGCGGCCCCUGACUCAGGUGCCGGAGGAGGCCCCGCUGCGGGGCUGUGGUCUCUGCACCAUGCACAACUACCUGUUCCUGGCCGGGGGCAUCCGUGGCUCCGGUGCCAAGGCCGUCUGCUCCAACGAGGUCUUCUGCUACAACCCGCUGACCAACAUCUGGAGCCAGGUGAGGCCCAUGCAGCAGGCCCGGGCCCAGCUCAAGCUGGUGGCUCUGGACGGGCUGCUUUACGCCAUCGGUGGCGAGUGCCUGUACAGCAUGGAGAGCUACGAUCCGCGCACGGACGCCUGGACCUCGCGCGCGCCCCUCCCUGCAGGCACCUUCCCUGUGGCCCACGAGGCUGUGGCCUGCCGUGGGGACAUCUAUGUCACUGGGGGCCACCUCUUCUACCGCUUGCUGAGGUACAGCCCUGGGAAGGAUGCAUGGGAUGAGUGCCCCUACAGCGCCAGCCACCGGCGUUCCAGCGACAUGGUGGCGUUGGGAGCCUUCCUCUACCGCUUCGACCUGCUGCGGGGCGUGGGCGCUGCGGUGAUGCGCUACAACACGGUGACCGGCUCCUGGAGCCGGGCGGCCUCCUUGCCACUGCCCGACCCGGCCCCACUGCACUGCACCGCGCUGGGCAACACCAUUUACUGCCUCAACCACCAGGUCACGGCCACCUUUACGGUCUCCGAGGGGACUGCCCAGUUCCAGGCCAGGGAGCUGCAGCCCUUUGCUCUGGGGAGUAAGGGCGUCCUCUGUCCAUUCAUCCUGACUCUGCCUGCCACCGACCCCCUGCAGACUGCCCUCUGAGCUGCUCUCCGGGGACACCCUGGGGCUGGGGGUCUGCUGGCAGGUGGGGCACAGAAGGUGGCUGGGAUCCAGAACUUUCUGCCAUUGUUUCUGGGACAGCUUUCUUUUUCUGUUUUAAUAAGACUCAU